Molecule: messenger RNA, 6869 nt
Organism: Passer montanus (Eurasian tree sparrow)
Lineage: Eukaryota; Metazoa; Chordata; Aves; Passeriformes; Passeridae
Gene: KCNK12
Product: potassium two pore domain channel subfamily K member 12
Exons: 3
Coding region: 28-1275 (415 amino acids)
Biological process (GO): stabilization of membrane potential; potassium ion transmembrane transport
Cellular component (GO): membrane
Molecular function (GO): potassium ion leak channel activity
Source: RefSeq, a predicted model, not a curated record
CGCCGCGCCCGCCGCGCCGCGCACCGGAUGAUGCCCCCGCGGGGGGCGGUGGGCUCCUGCCGCCGGCGGCGCCUGGCGCCCCUCAACGAGGACAACGGGCGGUUCCUGCUGCUGGCCGCCCUCAUCGCGGCGUACCUGAGCGCCGGCGCCACCGUCUUCUCGGCCCUCGAGAGCCCGUCGGAGGCGGCGGCGCAGCUCCGCUGGAACCGGACCCUGCACAACUUCAGCCGCAUCUUCAACAUCAGCCUGCCGGAGCUGCGCGCCUUCCUGCGGAGCUACGAGGCGGCCAUGGCCGCGGGCAUCCGCGUCGACGCCCUGCGGCCCCGCUGGGACUUCCCCGGCGCCUUCUACUUCGUGGGCACCGUCGUCUCCACCAUAGGUUUUGGAAUGACCACACCAGCAACCGUGGCUGGAAAAGUGUUCCUCAUCGUUUAUGGCCUUUUUGGGUGUGCUGGGACUAUCCUCUUCUUCAACCUCUUCUUGGAGCGCAUCAUCUCCCUCCUGGCAUUUAUCAUGAAGGCGUGCUACGAGAGGCAGCUGCGAAGGAGUGGUCUCCUACCUCCCAACUUCCGAAGGGGGCCAGCCGUGUCCGGGGUGGGCAGCCUGGUGGGCUGGAAGCCAUCCGUUUACCACGUGAUGCUGAUCCUGGGAAUUUUUGCUAUCGCCCUUUCCUGCUGCGCCUCCGCCAUGUACACGGCAGUGGAAGGAUGGAACUACAUUGAUUCCUUGUAUUAUUGCUUUGUCACCUUCAGCACCAUCGGCUUUGGAGAUUUGGUAAGCAACCAAAACGCUGUGUACCAACAUCAGGGAUUAUACAGAUUCGGGAACUUCAUGUUUAUAUUAAUGGGAGUAUGUUGCAUAUACUCCCUUUUUAAUGUCAUCUCAAUCGUAAUCAAACAAAUUUUGAACUGGGUGUUGAAAAAAUUCGAAUGCAGAUGUUGCCCAAAGUGCCAUAAAUCCAGUACCCGCCUCAGCCGUCGCAACGCCAUCACCCCAGGAGCCCGCCUGCGCCGCCACAACGUCGCCAUGGACGCUGAUGGACAGUACGACAGUGACACCGAGGGCAGGAGGCUCUCGGGAGAGAUGAUCUCCAUGAGGGAGCUCACGGCGUCCAGUAAAGUCUCCCUGGCCAUUCUGCAGAAGCAGUUGUCCGAGACAGCCAACGGCUACCCGAGGAACGUCUGCAUCAAUACGAGACAGAACGGUUUCUCUGCGGGGGUGGGGGCUCUGGCCAUCAUGAACAACCGCUUGGCAGAAACAAGUGAUUCUAGGUAGAGUUUUUGGAAUUCUGUUUGUUUCUUAUAUAAAAAUAAAAUGGCGGUUAGGGUGGAGUUACCGCUGCAAGCUACUGGAAAGUUUUACAUUUCAGAGACAGCCUUGGUAUUCAUUGGGUGUUCCAGCAUUUUACUUUCUGGGGGUUUUAUAAGUUUUCUCUAAUAUGCAGUGAGAUCUUUACCAUUAUGUUACAGUUUUCCCCUAAGGGGGUUUUAAAUGAGACUUGGAUGUCUUUGAUGCAGAAUCUGGUGCAAUUUCAGAAGGAUGGUGUGCAUGGCUAGGAUGGUGUCAAAACCAACAUGUUCUUCAGAGCAGCGCCUGAACCCAAACUCUGUGUUAAAAGGCAUAAAGCAGGCAAGUUGUGCUCCAGAUUCAAACAUGGGGUUGGUAAGUUUUGGCUAACCAGUAUCUCCCAGUUUGCUGAAGUCUGGAUCUGGUCCUGAGCCUUGUACUCAAUGCUCUUCAGCGGUUCCUCGUAGCGGGCCUGUGUAUGACAUACACGUAGGUGACUGUCGUCACACCAGAUUUAGGGUGGCUGUGCUUCACUUCAGUAAUCCCACUGACCUCAGUGGCAGAGGAUGGAAUGGGCUGAACUCCCCUCCUAGAAAUGAUGGGGUUUAACCAGGCUUGUCUGGAAGAACAUCUGCCACCUAGCCCUUAAAAGUCAGGGGAUUAUCAAGGACCGUGUUAAAGUGUGCAGAACUGUUCCUACCUACUGAAUAACAGAAAACAGGCAAUUGUCAUCCUCAGAACUAACUUUGUUUCAUACAAGAGAAGCUGGUAUGCACCUCUGGUGUGAAAUGUUUGCAUCACCACAAAAAUGCUUACUUCCUUACUUUCUCAUUGAAAGUCACUAAAAUGAAUGUAGGCUCUCUGUUGUCCUAAAUUUGCAUCUUCUGCAGUGUUGUUGCAGAGAUUCAUGCAAAUCAUCUCCUUGCGAUUCUCUGAGGGGCCCAGCCCUGUAGUUGUUUCCCACAAAUCUGACUGUGCAGGUUGUACAGAAGGAGAGCAUUGCUUUGGAGUUCCCCCAGAAGCUGGCUUCCCCCAAAAUGUUGACACCAAGUCAUUAAGUGGCCUUUGGCUGUUGCUGCUACCAUCUUAAGCCAUAUUAAACCUGUGCUAGCCCAAACCACUGAAGAGCCAAAAGCAAACCUGGUCUAGAGUGUGUAGUUUAGCAUGACAACUGGGUGCAGAGCAUUUGCUGCAAACCUCUUUCAAAAAUGCAUGCACAGCUCUAGAUCAUUUCUCUAAAUUCUCUCUACUAUACUGUGAAGAUAAUAAAAAAGCUUCUGCUGAUUCCAAGCAAGUAAUAAAACUUAAGCUUGUAUUCUGAGAAGCCUUCUCUUGGAAACUUACUGGAAAAUUGUAGGCAAAACCAUUAGUAGUAGGUUGGUCACUGAAUAAAUUGAACAAGCUGAUGAACAAAAACUAGGAAUAUUAGAAAUGUUUGAAAAUAUCUCCAUGAAGUUUUAUAUAGAUAUUUUACUCUAUUUACUUUGUUUUGCAUGGGUUUGGAGUAGCCAUCAUUUUUGCUUUCUUUUAAAUUUGUAGCAGGGCAAAAUGUUUUGGAAUUUACCCUUGGAAAACCAACUUUAAAUUUGAGAUUUUGCACACCUGAGCCUGCUAGCUGAAUUAUGGCGAGGAAUGUAUCUUUUUUUCCUGAUGAAAAGAAAUCAGAGCUGCAGAUAAACCAUCACACAUGGGUCUGUAUCACGCUGUAAAUGUCACAGCUUUUGUCAAAAUGUGUUUGGCCAGAAACAAGCAGUGAUGAUUGUAAUGUGUUUCCAGCUGGCACAGACUCACGCUUAAGGUUCUGUGGUAUGGUAGGGGCUGCAUUCAAGAGGCAGGAGCUUUCUUGGUGGUAGAGAAAGUCCAUCUGUCCCAGUGCCUUCCUGUCUGUGCACUCCUCCUCUUUAAGGAGGCAGGAAGAGGUGUUUGGUGCUCCUUUUGAAGGCCACUGAAGGAUAAAUUUAGGCAGGAUGUACAGGGAAAGGUCACGGUCUGGAAAAGACUCUGACUGCUGGAAGACCCAGUUCAGGCAGAUGCCUUCCAGAGAUGCAAGGGAAACUGCACAGGCAGGGAACCAAAAGAAUGAAAAUUUGUUAUUUCCCCUUGGGAUUACGUCCACAGGUAAAUCUCUUAGUAUGAUGAUUUAUGUGUUUGUUUAUUAAAAGUGUGAAUGGGACCCUGCUCUUUUUUUGCAGCUCAACCUCUCUUAAGGUUGUAUCUUGGUGUAUUUGUCAUCAUGGAGACUAUUACUCAUUAGAACUAUUACAUAAAUAAGGGUAGACAGGUUCUGUCCCAAGGGACUUAGGAAUUUGAACUGAUAGGGCUCCAAGCCACAGCAGAAUUACCUGUUUAUUAUUUUGCUCAUAAAAGCAUGCUCAAAUGUAUCAACAUUCUGUGAGCUCAAGAACUCUUAUUUUUAUGGUAGCAAAUUUGCAAAUUUUUUUUCAGUGAGUUGUUUUAAAGGAUAAAUAUUAUAACCAUGAUUAGGAUCCUUUUUAAACUGUAAAUUUGUGAAUUGUUUUCAAACUUCUUAUUCCAGCCUGGAAAAUGCAGUGAAAUAAUACGAAAUUGUACAUACCUCCUCUGUACUUUUCCUGAGUCCAGGCAAAGGCAGACACACAGCCUGUUGUAACAUGAUUGAAAUGCUUCCAAGUCUUUCUGGUACCAUCAGUCACAGCGGUGCCUUUGCAGGACCCUUUGCAGUUCCUGUUAACUCCAGAGGAAGUUGGACCAGCUCCUGGAGCUGGGCAUCUCAAGGAAUUUGGGCAUCAGGUUGCUGCUCUGUUCACUUAGAUCUAAUGUUUACUUACACCCAAGGUCCUUGAUAAUCUCCAUUCUGCUUCCCUCCAGCCUCAGAGGAAGUGCAUGCACAGUUAUUUACCAGUGGCCCUGUUGCUUGCAGGUGUCAUAUCCCCAGAUGGUGACAAAAGUCAACCACAGGGACCGCCAGGUCAUAUCUAAGUCCUGUAAAAAUCCCCAAACCCAUCUGGCUCAGCAAAGCUCAGUUUAUAGGAAGGUCAGAGCACAGUUACUGACCUGGGUCUCACUGGGAAGCAUCUGCUGAAGGGUGGCCUUACAGUUCCCUCAUAUUCAGUAGCAGAGGUAUUUUUCAAGGACGCAUGGAAACCCAGCUCCAAAUCUCUACUCUUCAACCUGCCAGCCCUACCUGGGCACCCAUCACCCCUGUGCAUGAAAACAUGAGCCAAGAGGACAUAGGAGGUUUGAGAUCAGUCUUUCCUAGUCCCUUGUGCUCUUCCUUUAGCUUUUUUUUUUAAUGACAACCCCUCUUUGAACUUGCCAGGCUUGGGCACCUGACUCCUCUUCCAUUGUGUGUGGAUUCCCCAGGGCAGCCUGCUCCAUUGGUGAAUUAACCCCUAAACGUGCACCAGUUGCACCAAGUGCAAUUCCUCCUGGUAUUUCAUUUCCACAGACAAAGCAGAUACCAGCAAUACCUGGACAAAGACUGAAGCACAAGAAAUCAGAAGGAAAUGAGAGGAGCAGAGUGGGAAAGUGAAAGCACACUGCACUAGAUUGCACUUUCUUUUCAGGUAACCUGGGAGCUUUACAUUCUUGAAAUGGGUUGGUUUUUUUUAUUCAAAUUUAAUUAUGGGUAGCCUUGAAAGAAUACAGUUGGCUUAGAUUUUAAAAGCUCAUCUUCCCUGGUACACCCCUCUCUGCACCACCUUGUAGAACAGCAGUAGUAACUCUUCACUGACACAGACCAAGACAUCCCAGCUGCCUGCUGAGCCUACAGGCAGCACAGCCCUGAGCUCAGACCCUGUCCCCCAGAUUGGUCUUCUGCUGCCUGAGCCCAGGAAAGAGCAUUCAGGAGCAGCAGAAGACUGCAGGAAUUAGGACUCCUCUGUGAGCUGGCUCCUAGUGAGAACAGCAGUGGCACAAGUGUGAGCUGCUUGGACAAAGGAGAUACCACAUGUGCCUGGCACCUGCACUAAUACCCUGCAGAUGAAGAUCAAAACUUAGGUGAAAGUUGAUGGGCAACAAUGACCAAAUUCAAGUGACAUCUUCUCUUAACCCCAGAGGUCAGCACAGAGCAGUCACAAGGAGUAAUUUCUUGUGAAACCUGUAGCAUUUGGCAAAUCUGCUUUGACCUCUCAGGGUCUGUCUUCCCUCUGUGUGUCUUGGACAAAGUUUGGAGUCACACCAAGAUGUCAUCUGGUUCUCAUUGGUUUCAUCCCAUCUGCAAACACUGUUCUCAUUCUGAAAAAAAAUCAAAUGGCUCUUUAUUUCCUUGCAGAGGAUGCCCUUCAGACCACGUAGCUGUUCAGAGCAAUCUCAGCCACAGAGGCAGUGUCUGAGGGACAAGGCUGUGCUUUGCCUCCCUGCAGAAGCAGCAUUGUACAACAAUGAAUCCAAAGGCUCUUUAGGCAGUUCCCAGCUCUGAUUGCAGCCAGAAUUACUGGUGGAAGACAGGAAUCCCACUAGAGCUCUCUGGGAGUGCCCUGUGCCAUGUUAGGUUACCCAGAAAUGCCCCUGUUGGUGUAGUGCUGCUGUCCCAGCACAGCUUCAGCCCUGGCCCUCAGUUUUAUCUCCUCCCCAGCUUUCUGUGGGUGAAAAUUUGAGUAUACUGUGACCAUUUACCCAUAUUUCAGUCAUGCCUUGCUGCUGAAAGGCUUCAGCAGCAGCGGAGGUCAUAUAGCCAGGCAUGUGGGCUCAGUAUAAACCUGAUUGCCUGUGUGGGAUGAAUUUAUGACUAUAUGGAAAUUAGCUGUAGCAAUGAGACAAUUCUCACAUUUUAGUAUUUUUCUAGCCUUUAACUUGAAAAAUAUUCAGUGGCAAAUCAUUGCAGUGAAUGUUCAGAGCUAAUCUCAACAAAAUCAUACUUUGCUGAUUGCUAGCCUAGCAAAUCUGUGGGUAUGGCUGCUGCUCUAAUUGGAUUACUAAUGUGCCUUUGCAAACCAACACACGUCUGCAGUGUUACAUUUAAAUAAUACAAUAAAUACUGUGUUACAUAAUAAACUCAAUUAGGAAAAAUUACUACUUGACUCACACAGAAUAACUAAUGAAGGGUGCAUUGCACAUUGUACAACCAGUAUGCAAUUUUGUUUUCUUUUGUUUUUUGGUGAAUAUGUCCAUAUUUGAGCUCAAAUUGUGCUUUCAUGAAUGCUAGGAAAAGAGAAGCACUGCAUUGGGGAAAAUAAAGGAAAGUAUGGACAAUUCCACUGAGUUUUGACACAAAGGCUAUGCAUGUUAGCAUAUACACAGUAAGUGGUUCAUUUUGCAUUAUAAAUGCAUUGUGUAGCAAUGGCACUGAGGAAAAGAAACUACUUUAGCUUACAUGGCCGCAGUCUGAAUGCAGCUACCAAUAAACACACAUACCUUUUUCCUUUCUCUCUUUGUUUGCUAAAUGGGUAACAUCCACCCUUUAAUUAAAUUAUCUCUUUAAACCCUCAAAAAGAAAAUGCAAUUGCCCUAUAUCAUGCAUAGGCAAAAAUGGGUCUAAGAUCAAAUCCAAACUUUGAAUUCUAAGGAUCCAGACUGGUGUAGUUUAGCUUUGAAGUGGGGCUGCAGAAGUGCAGCCUUCAAAUGUAAUGUUUCAUCCUUCCCUGCAAAAAAAAAAAAAAAAA